Messenger RNA from Varanus komodoensis (Komodo dragon), 2154 nucleotides. RefSeq names its product ribosomal biogenesis factor (gene RBIS). Gene Ontology annotation, cellular component: nucleolus. The transcript is spliced from 5 exons. Gene Ontology annotation, biological process: ribosome biogenesis. Lineage: Eukaryota; Metazoa; Chordata; Lepidosauria; Squamata; Varanidae. The coding region runs from base 195 to 500 and encodes 101 amino acids. The record is from RefSeq and is a predicted model, not a curated record.
CCACCUAGAAGAAAGUGCAUUUUCUCUUGACUGACAGGGUCAAGCCGCACCCCUUUCUCUGUGGGAAGGUCGGGCAACGAAGGACCGCCCAGGCGCGUUUGGAUGACGUGUAACCCGCAUGUGGCCGGAAAGGGUUUGGGAAGCGUGUCUACGGGAGGAAAGGUUCUCAUGCCUGCUCUGGAGAGAGGAAGGCAAUGGGCAAGAACAAGGCAAAAAGUCAAAUGCAGAAGAAUGUAUUCCAUGUGGCCAACAAAAGAAUAAUGAAGGCUAAGAGUAAAGCAAAGCCAGUGACAACCAGUUUAAAAAAAAUCAAUAUUGUGAAUGAUGAGAAGGUCAACAUGGUAAAUAAGAUAUUUACAGAAGUACAAAAAGAAGUUAAGCAAUUAUCCAAAGCCAUUCCAUCAGAUCCUUCAAAAAGGAAUCAGCUUCCCAAGGCUCUUGAAGUUGAACCAGCUAACGUGGAUGCUGCUGCUAAGUGCAGUGUAGAAGGGGUAGCUUAAAAUGUCAGAAUCAGUUUCUAUGCUUGUACAAUCUUGGAAAAAAACAACUGGAAUCAGGAAACCACACAACACAGGUUCAGGCUACUGAGAAAUUGCUCAAAAAAUUGUUAGAAUGUUGCCACCUAUAUUGUGACUAUGCAGCUAUAGAAGGCCAAUACUUUUCUGGACAAACAGAUGGACUUAAACACAGCAGUAACAGUAGAUACAUUUCUAAACUGAAAUCACAAUUUUAAAAGUAAUGUAAACUCCACUGUAAAUGACAGAUUGUGAGAUUGUUGCUGGCAUGUAAAUGAAUGUAAGAUGACAUUUACAAAUUAAUCAGUUGCUGUAUUUGUUUGCUUUAAAUGGGAUAAAGCUUCAAUUCCAUUGAUAAGGGGUUAUUAUAACAGCAGGAAUUGAAUGUUUCCUCUAUACUUGAGCUUUGGGAGCAAUUUCUUAUUUAGAUCUAAUUACAAAACCCAUUCAUUGGUUACUAGCAAUCACAAACAACUUGCUAGUAUCAAUGUGCAGGGAAUAUGUUUGAAAGAAACUCAUGGAAAAAAUGAAGUUUGGGAUGGACAGAAUAACCUGGAUUACACAACAUGACAAUUCAUUAUGGGCAGCUAGCCCCGACAGGGUAUUGUGUGAAGUUGAGUUCACUGCAGUCUUUCAAGGAGCUAUAGGUAAGCCAAUAGUUUCUGCUUCCAUAUGUAAUUCAGAUGGCUUGAUUUUGUAAUAAUGUAAGGGGGGGGGUUGUACAUAGCACACGUCAUCAUGCCACUUGAGUAACAAAAUUGGAUGCAGCAAAAUCUACAGGGAGACUCCAUCAGCUGGAUAGUUCUGAUUCAGAGAAGCUUUUCUGCUGCAAAAUGGAUGAGGCAGAAAAGAUCUUCAGCAGUUCCACCUCCCUCUCAUACAGUCCUCUGUGUCUUCCAUGCUUCUGCUUUAGGGGUUGGGAGACCCUCCAGAACAAUGAGAAAAAUGCUUCUGGGAUUUGCCAAGGGAAGGGAAAUUGCAAAAAUUACUUACUCCCCACUUUCUGCCAAAAGAAGCAUUCUAAGUAAAAUAUAGGGAUGCUUCUUCAGACAGAACAAAAAGUUAGAACUAGCCAGAGUAAUGGGGCAGCAACACAGUCCAGAAUCCCAUGCAUAUGUACAAGCCCCACCUACAACAGUAGGACUUGGUUCUGGGUAAAUAUGCAAAGGAUUACACACUGCAUUCUGCAGGUUUACAAGAAAGUAGGAACUACAGUAUAAAAAGUAGUUUGGAUUCUAUUAGCAUACACAUGGUAUUUUAAAAGUAAAGAUCAGUCUUCCAUUUCUAUACUAUUUGUUUGAUAUUUACACAAAUUAAAGAAAAAUAUAAUUUAAUGGUGUGACUUUGCAUUCGCAUAUCAUUUGUAGCCAGCAGCACCCUGGCAUUGUUUUUAAUGAAUACAUUCAAAGGGUCAGAUCACUAAACUUAGGAGAGAACUCACUGCCUUACUAAAUGUAGUGAGCAGCAAUAACUGGUAAUAACUACCUCUUCCCAAACAAACAGGUUAAAUCAAAAGAUCUGUUUGCUUCAAGUGUUAUGUUCACCCAAACUAGUAGUGGGAAGGGGUACUGUGAACUAGACUUGUAAUUGUAACAUUUACUGUACAAAAAGAUAAUGAAAAUAAAACUUACCAUCAGAA